Molecule: messenger RNA, 282 nt
Organism: Emericellopsis cladophorae
Lineage: Eukaryota; Fungi; Ascomycota; Sordariomycetes; Hypocreales; Bionectriaceae
Exons: 3
Coding region: 1-282 (93 amino acids)
Source: RefSeq, a predicted model, not a curated record
AUGGGCAACGGCGCCAAAGCACAGCAGAAGCGCGAGCGUGCGGCCAAGGACAAGACGGUCGCCAAAUCACAGCUCAAAGUCAACAGCCAAGCCUGCGACAUUCAAUGCGUGAUCUGCAGGUCGACCUUCCUGAAGACCAGCAAAGCCCCUCAGUAUGCCGCAUGCCUGACAUUCCGCGAUCGCAGAGCCCCCGACGCUGACCCUUUUAGGUUGACCGAACACGCCGAGAACAAGCAUGGCAAGGCCUUGACGGACUGCUUCCCCACGUUCGUACAGGCGUAG